This is a messenger RNA of Humulus lupulus (European hop), 2035 nucleotides long. Its product is annotated as external alternative NAD(P)H-ubiquinone oxidoreductase B1, mitochondrial. Gene Ontology annotation, molecular function: NADH dehydrogenase activity; calcium ion binding. The record is from RefSeq and is a predicted model, not a curated record. NCBI's taxonomy places the organism in Eukaryota, Viridiplantae, Streptophyta, Magnoliopsida, Rosales, Cannabaceae. The transcript has 10 exons. Bases 116 to 1858 code for a protein of 580 amino acids.
ACCACUAUUAUCUUAGAGACAAGGCCUCUGUAUCUCGGAUCUCAGUAUUCUACAGUUGAUACUUCAGUCCCUUUUUCAGUUGAGAAUCUCUCCGAUAAGAUUAGUUGGUUUGAAUAUGACAUUCUCUUCAUUCAUUACCAGAGCUUCAAAAGCACUACAUGGCUACCCCCUUGCUCCCAAGCUCCUCAUCCUGUGUACAAUCAGUAGUGGAAGCCUUGUGGCAUACUCAGAAUCACAGUCAGAUGUUGCCUCUCCUGGUGUUAAUGCUAAUCAAAUUGAGCCUGGGAAAAAGAGAGUUGUGGUUCUUGGCACAGGAUGGGCUGGUACUAGUUUCCUGAAAGAUUUGGAUGCUUCAUUGUAUGAUGUUCAGGUUGUUUCGCCUAGAAAUUAUUUUGCGUUUACGCCUUUAUUGCCUAGUGUCACAUGUGGGACAGUUGAAGCCCGAAGCAUUGUUGAGCCAGUUCGGAACAUUAUCAAGAAGAGAAAAGGAGAAGUAAGAUUUUAUGAGGCUGAAUGUGUCAAGAUUGAUGCUUCAAAUAAAAAAGUUAUCUGCCGGACGAAUUUUGAUGACAAGGCAAUAGGGAAUGAAGAGAUCUCUCUAGAGUAUGAUUACUUGGUCAUAGCUCUUGGAGCACAAGUAAAUACAUUUAAUACUCCUGGUGUCAAGGAGAAUUGCCAUUUUCUGAAGGAAAUAGAUGAUGCAUUGAAGAUCCGUCGUAGUGUGAUAGAUUGUUUUGAAAAGGCUUCCCUUCCUGAUUUGACUGACGAAGAGAGGAGAGCAAAUCUUCACUUUGUUAUUGUUGGAGGGGGUCCUACUGGUGUGGAAUUUGCUGCAGAGCUACAUGACUUUGUCGAAGAAGAUAUAGUCAAGUUAUAUCCUGGAGUUAAGGAUCUGUUGAAAAUCACAGUGAUCCAAUCAGGAGAUCAUAUAUUAAACAUGUUUGAUGAAAGAAUAAGUUCUUUUGCUGAGCUGAAAUUUGCAAGAGAUGGUAUUGAUGUUCAAACAGGAUGUCGGGUGACCAGUGUGUCUGAAAAGGAGAUUACAAUGAAGAGCAAGGCAAGUGGACAGGUCUACUCCAUACCCCAUGGAUUAGUUGUAUGGUCCACCGGUGUUGGGACUCGUCCAGUGGUCAAGGACUUCAUGGAGCAAAUUGGGCAGGCUAAUAGACGUAUUCUAGCAACUGAUGAGUGGUUGCAGGUGAAGGGGUGCAAGGGUGUUUAUGCCAUAGGUGACUGUGCUUCAAUUGAUCAACGUAAAAUCAUGGAAGAUAUAUCAGCCAUAUUUGAAGCAGCAGACAAGGACAAAUCUGGUUUGUUAACAGUUAGUGAAUUUCGAGAUGUAAUAGAUGACAUCCUCAUAAGGUAUCCUCAAGUGGAUCAUUAUCUAAGGAGCAAGAAUCUAGCAGAUGUAACAGAUCUGUUGAAAGAUUCAGAAGGUAAAGAAAGGAAGGAAGUGGACAUUGAAGGAUUUCAAUCAGCCCUUUCUCAAGUGGAUUCACAGAGGAAGAAUCUGCCUGCAACUGCACAGGUUGCUGCUCAACAGGGUUCAUAUCUUUCUAGAUGCUUCAAUCGCAGGGAGCACUGCGAAGCAAAUCCUGAAGGUCCUCGGCGUUUUAGAAGCUCUGGACACCAUCUGUUUUUCCCCUUCCAGUACAAGCAUUUUGGGCAAUUCGCUCCUUUGGGGGGAGAACAAACUGCAGCUGAACUACCUGGAGACUGGGUUUCCAUGGGUCACAGUACUCAGUGGCUAUGGUAUUCUAUAUAUGCAAGCAAGCAAGUAAGCUGGAGGACUAGGGUGCUGGUGGUAUCUGACUGGACAAGGAAAUUCAUCUUUGGGAGAGAUUCAAGCGGCAUUUGAACGAGUGAUUGUGUAUAUAUUGAUCAUUAUUGCCGUCUUUAUUCUAUUGAUACGAAUUCAGAAUAGUUCAUUGGUAGUUUCUUCUGUCGUGUGUUGUUAGGUCUACGAGUCUAUGGAUGGUCUUCAUAUACAUUAAUCCACGUAAAAUAAUCAAAGUUGGUAAUUUUACUUCAUAAA